UGUCCCUCCCGUGCUCUGGCAUGUUUACUGAGCGGGUCAGGAGCUGAAUGAGAACAUGCUGCCUGCACCGCUCUGCCUGUCAGCUCCGGCUCGAGACGAAUAUCAGCUCAUUGUGCUGCAUCAGGCUCCUCACUACUGGGAUCAGCUGCUGCUGAUGAGGACAAUGUAAAACCAGGAAUUAUCUGGAUCAGUCCAAUUACACAGGUUCCUUCCAUGGCAUCUGAAGGAGCUCGGGCCAGGAGGACCAAUCUGCUUGCAUCCAGGGUCCACUGGAGCCCCACAGACAUACCUGACUUCAUCAUGGCUCAGGACCAAAAGGCUCACGGAAACUCGAGCCAGGACAGCGUCAGGAAAUGGCUCACCACCGCGGUCACAGAGGAAGAUGCAAAGCAUGAGCCACUGAGGGAAGCUGCAGAGCCUCAGAGGAGGGACCCCAGCGGUGACGAUGACCUGGCCCUGGGCGUAGACGCGUCUUUAUAUGGUAACCAGGGAGUGAGGACGGUCCAGGAGUUUCUGCGGUGGAGCAGAUCAGAUCCAGCUCUCAGCAGGUGGAACAGCUUCAGCUCUGCAACUUCAGGUCACUCUGGACCACUCAGUGUGAUGGACAUACUCAACCUGUGGAGUGAUGACCCAGAGGAGGUCCUCUUGGAUCUGGGCUUUGGCUGCGACGAGCCCGACCUCUCUGGACGCAUCCCAGCUCGUUUCAUCAAUCAUCAGUCUCAGGCGAGAGGAAUAAACCUGCAGGUGUUUCUGGAGGCCCAGAAGAACCGGCUGGACCUGGAGAACCCAGAUGUCAACAACCGUUUUAGACAGCUGGAGGUUCUCCAGCAGGUCACUACAGCAUUCUCCUCCUUGGUUGGGUCUUCCUCCUCCUCACCUCUCACAGCACCGCUGGGGAAAGACCUGUCUCCUGAGGCCCGGGAGAGGAGGAGUCGGGUGGGCAUGCUGUUCAGACGAGCAUCAAAGAAAUCACUCAGCCAAAUCCACAAUCAGAAAACCCCGGAGUUGACUGCACCUGCUGCCACCUCUUGUCCCUGUGCUGCACCUGAGUCACCGCAACCUCCAUCCAGCCCUGGAGACAAGACAGUCCUCUUAAAAAGAGUCAAACCUGGAGUCCCUGAGACUGUGUGUCUGAGUCCUCUGGCAGAGGAACAAGGAGCUGGUCCAGACCCUCAGCCCCAGCCUAACGAGACACCUUUGAUAGGCCAGGAGGAAGCACUCAGACUCAGACAGUGCCCCCUGAGGGAAGGUCCCCCCGUGACAGCCAGCACUUCUUUACUGAGGAAGAGGAGCCCGGGGCUGGCCAGGGAAUCAUUUGAAAUGGAAGAGAUCCACAGUUUUGAUGAAAGCAGUGUCACUGGGAGCUACACAGGGGCAGAACAUUCAGGUGGGUCCUUUAUCGUACAGAAUGUGGUGCUCAGAGGCUGA
Epinephelus lanceolatus (giant grouper) is the source of this 1428-nucleotide messenger RNA. NCBI's taxonomy places the organism in Eukaryota, Metazoa, Chordata, Actinopteri, Perciformes, Serranidae. The record is from RefSeq and is a predicted model, not a curated record.